Messenger RNA from Carlito syrichta (Philippine tarsier), 2126 nucleotides. It is a transcript of the gene ZNF311, whose product is annotated as zinc finger protein 311. Lineage: Eukaryota; Metazoa; Chordata; Mammalia; Primates; Tarsiidae. The coding region runs from base 74 to 1858 and encodes 594 amino acids. The transcript has 4 exons. The record is from RefSeq and is a predicted model, not a curated record. Gene Ontology annotation, biological process: regulation of transcription by RNA polymerase II. Gene Ontology annotation, molecular function: DNA-binding transcription activator activity, RNA polymerase II-specific; RNA polymerase II cis-regulatory region sequence-specific DNA binding. Gene Ontology annotation, cellular component: nucleus.
ACCAAUUCCUCAAUGUCCUGGCUUCACUAAAGAUGGAAACCAAGGAAACCUGUUGGGAGCGGAUAUCACACUGAUGAGCCAGGCCCAGGAGUCACUGACAUUUGAGGAUGUAGCUGUGAACUUCACUGAUUGGGAGUGGCAGUGUCUGACCUACACCCAAAGGCAUCUCUACAAGGAUGUGAUGUUGGAAAAUUAUGAGAACUUGGUAUCACUUGGAUUUCCAUUUUCUAAACCUCCUUUAAUCUCUCAUCUGGAGCAACGAGUAGAGCCCUGUAUUCAAGAUCUCCAGGACAGGGAGUCCCUUAGCUGCUCCUACCCAGUGUCAACUGACAAAGCAUGGACUGAGAAUGAGAAAGCAAGUUCAGAAAAAGAGGUUUUUGAAAAUGGAGAUGUCUACUGGGUGAAAUGUAACAGUCUCCUAAAAGUUGGUUCCCAGGAUGCUGUGGUUAGAGAAACUUGUGUACAGGAUGUCAAAUUAGGGAAUCAGUGUGAAACAUUCAUAAGGGAGAAAUUGAAAGAAGAGAAAGAAGGCUCUGAGAAAGCGAUCUUUAGAAAAGGAAAGAACCAGAAGGUGCUUAGAAAAAACUUCAAUCCAAACUCAAAACAUAUUCCAUAUAAUAGAGUUCUUACAGCACAGAAACUCCAUGAAUGUGCCAGAUGUGGCAAAAACUUCAGUUGGCAUUCAGAUUUAAUUCUUCAUGAGCGAAUUCAUUCUGGUGAAAAACCCUAUGUGUGUAAUGAGUGUGCGAAGCCAUUUACGACCAGAAGUCAGCUUUCUAUGCACCAGAUAAUCCAUACUGGGGAGAAACCCUUUAACUGCACCCAGUGUGGGAAGACCUUCAACAGUAGAUCAGCUCUUUGCCGACAUAAAAAAAUCCACAGUGGAGAGAAGCCUUAUGAGUGCAGGGUCUGUGGGAAGGCCUUCAAGACCAGGAACCGUCUCUAUAUGCAUCAGCUCAUCCACACUGGGGAGAAGCCUUACAAAUGUAAUUGCUGUGGAAAAGCCUUCCAGUUUAAGCAUUCUCUUACCAUCCAUGGCAGAAUCCACACUGGGGAGAAACCAUAUGAAUGUGAGGAGUGCGGGAAGGCCUUCAGUGGAAGUUCAGACCUCACCAAGCACACAAGAAUACACACUGGGGAGCGACCUUAUGUUUGCAACGAGUGUGGGAGGGCCUUUAGUCGCAGCUCAGACCUAAGCAAACACAAACGAAUCCACACUCGAGAGAAACACUAUGGGUGCCCCCAGUGUGGAAAAGCCUUUGAUAUCAAGGCAGAGCUCACCAAACACAGAAGGAUCCACACUGAAGAGAAACCUUACAAGUGUGAAGAAUGUGGGAAAGCCUUUCGUCAUAACUGUAAGCGCAAGGCUCAUGAACGAGAACACACCGGUGAGAAGCCCUAUCCAUGUGGGGAUUGUGGGAAAACUUUCCAGGAUCGGCACUGCCUUACCAUCCAUCAGAGAACCCACACUGGAGAGAAACCUUAUAAAUGCUCGGAGUGUGACAGAGCUUUCAGUGGGAAGUCAAACUUGGUCAAUCAUCAAAGAAUCCAUACUGGAGAGAAACCUUACAAAUGUGAGGUGUGUGGAAAGGCCUUUCAUCAUAGUUCAGUCCUGAGGCAGCACAAAAGAAUUCACACUGGUGAGAAGCCAUAUACCUGUAAUGAGUGUGGCACAUCUUUCCGUCAGGGCUCAGCUCUAAUUGGACAUAAGCGAGUUCAUACUGGGGAGAAACCUUAUGAAUGUGAGGAAUGUGGAAAAACUUUCAGAGUGAGCUCAAAUCUUACUGGACAUAAGAAAAGAAAACAUCGAGGAAAAUCCAUGAAUUUGAUGAGAGUAGGAAGUCCCUCUCUCCAGUAACUGUUUCUCAGACCUUCUCAGUCGUCAGCAUUUUGACCACCAAUGCCUGAGUAUAAUGCUUCUGGUGUUUGCACUUUUCCUUCCUCCUACCUCUUAGACUGAUCCUUCUCAUCUCUGAUUUUGGUUAUUCCUGAUUCCUUGACCUUUAUUUGUGAGAUUACCUAGAUGUCUUUUACCUUCCUAUCAGUAUUUAUUUUUUCAGUGAGCACAUUCACUUCCAAGACUGUCAGUCACUUCAUAAUAAUAAUAAAAAUACUUACUAGUGCUU